Oncorhynchus mykiss (rainbow trout) is the source of this 1899-nucleotide messenger RNA. The record is from RefSeq and is a predicted model, not a curated record. Lineage: Eukaryota; Metazoa; Chordata; Actinopteri; Salmoniformes; Salmonidae.
UACUCAAGUAGUACUUUACUGGGUUACUUUCACUUUUACUUCAGUCAUUUUAUAUUAAGGUAUCUUGACAAUUGUCACUAUCUCCACCACUGGAUUUAAAUACAUAUUUAUAAAUUGUGUUAUUUCACCCAACACUCUUCCUUCAUUGCAGCACAUUGUCCAGUUAGAGCAAAGUAUAGCCAAACUGACAGCGUCUGAAAUCCAAUACAAAGAGCAGCUGGCAGACGAGAUCAACACAUUUGAGGAACUUGUUCUUCAGAAGUAAGAUUUGCAUUCAUCCAGGUACUGUAUGUUGCGUAAGCAUGGAGCAUACAUGGAAUGCAAGGGAUACUGUAUGUUACAACAUGUCUGCUUCCAUCAUUCCAGAUUUUUCGACUCAUUAACCAUUGUUUCCACAGGGAAUUUCAUGUAAAGGAGUUGGCUGAAGUGAGAAUUGUAUUUGAACUGAAAGUUCAGGCACUACAGGAAAAGAUUGUAGAGGUGGAUGGUGAGAUGGAGGAGGGCCAGAUAGUGAAUGCCAUCCGCCUGGAGUCUAUUGCUAAGAUGUCUGACAGAUUUAAAGCUCAAAGGAAAGAGGAGGACGACGUCAUGGCUGAACACCUCAAUGUCUCAAGACGCUUAGAAAAGUCCAGACUUAGACUUGAGGAGCGCAUUGCAUCGAUUGCUAAACAUAAAAUUGAGAUCAGAGAAAUGGAUGAAGAGAUCAAACAACUCCAUGAAACCAAUAUAGUUAAUGCAGACCUGUUUGAAAGAAAUGUGGAGGAACUGCAUGGACAGCUCAAUAAAGAAAAGAACAACAUAGCGAUCUUUGAAGUUGAAAAAGAAGUACUGUGCCAGUCUCUGGAGAAUCUGAAAAAAGAUCAAGUACAGCAUGUGAAAGAGGUCAACUCUAAUAUUGGUUUAACCAGGAGGAGAUAUGAGGAACUGCUUGAAGAGGAGAAGAAACUCAGAGAGCAUGUAUUCAUGGGCGCGUUGAUUGAACGUCUCAGUAACAAGAUUGUUAAGGCAGAGGAGGGGUAUGAACAGAUGACCAUUUCCUACAAUGCCGAGAUCCAACAGUUCAUCACUGAAGCGGAGUCAGUGAUACAGAGCCGACUGGAGAAGGAGGAGGACCUGAAGGGUAAAGAGUCUAUCUUGGAGGAUGCGGAGGCCCAGUUUGACAUUGACCAGUCCAGGCACCAAAAACUAAAAAACCAUACCUCAGAGUUAAAGAGUAAGAACAAUCAUCUGGAGCUCUUCAUCCAGGAUAUGAAAGAGAGGACUAGUACUCUUCUCAAACCAAAGGAGGACAUGAAGAGGAGUCUAGAGGGUUUGCGUGAGAAACACAUGGAGCUGCUGACGUCUCACACUGCAAACAUCAUCGCCACGGAGAAGAGCAUCUAUGACAACGGGAUGAUGCUGGAGCAGGUCAAUAUGGAGAACAGUAGACUGCAUGUGUGUAUUGAACAAAUGAAGGAGGACAUAUGGAACACCAGGAAAGACCAGGAAAGACACACAAAGGAGAUUGGGUGGCUGAAAGAGGAGGUUCAUUCUCUAUUUGAGAGCCUGCUUGAUGCUUGGGCAGAGGACACUGUGGUGACUGAGGAAUCUUCAGAGAGAGACCACAAGAUUCUGGAGGCUAUCUACAGACUCAUGACCAAGAUCCACGACAGGAAGUUCCAACUGGGGGAUAUCAACAGUAGACUAGAGGAGGAACUGAAGGGCAUGAGUUCCCUGUUAGCCAGUAAUAAAUCAAACAUUGCACUUAAAGAACAGGGCAACUAAAGUGAGAUAUCAAGAAGGAUUACAUCAACACAAUUGUUUUGUUAUAAAAAAACUCAGCACAAGUGAAAGUCAUAUGAGAUGAAAGUAGAUGAGUACACACUUCUGAUUUUAUUUCAGAAAAAUCAUACUUUAUAA